Molecule: messenger RNA, 1959 nt
Organism: Prorocentrum cordatum
Lineage: Eukaryota; Dinophyceae; Prorocentrales; Prorocentraceae
Source: the annotation of a GenBank genome assembly
GCAAUGGUGGAGCUCCUCAGGAAGCAGUACGUCCUGGCGCAGCAGCAGAAUGACCAAGUCAAGAUGGACGAGAUCGUGGCGGCGUGCCCAGAGGCCAAGCCGAUGGACCCCGUCGAGCCCGCUGAGCCAUCCAUGGGGCAGAAGCUCCAGCAAGCGGUGGCGGAGCUCAACAAGCUGCAGAAGCAACAGGACAAGCUCGCCGCGCAGCUCAAGCGGGCCACCGAGUAUCGUGACGACGUGCUCUACAAGAUCAGCACCAACGUGGCCGAGCUUGCGGAGGCAAAGCGGGCAUUCACGGAGGCAAAAGAAGAACUGGGUGGGGAAGAUGAAGUACCUGAAGCUGAGAAGAAGCCAGAUGAUGAAGAACAGUUCCCUACUCUCUCCCAGGAGGACCUGGCCAUGCUGGACGAGAAGCAGCAGAAGGAAUACGAUCAGAUCCAGAAAGAUUACCAGCAGGCUAAGACGUUCAUCAACGCAAAGAAAGAAGCUGUCCAGAAUGCCAAGAAGGCGCUCGACGCUGCCAAACAGAUCCACGAGAAAGCUAGUAAAAGACGUCGCGGAGGCCAAGGCGAAGCUCGUACUGACCAGGCACCUGCGGCAUCAGCAAUCCCUGAAUCUGUCCUACCAGAGCAGCCAGCUGGAGCAGGAAAGCCUAUGGAUCCAGAUCUCAGGUUGGCAGCCAAGUAUGACCUCUCCAAGGAUGACCAGGUCCAGACCUACCUCGCGGAGCUGGCCAAGAUCAAGGGCAGGACCAAGGUCGCGUUGGCUACCAGGCAGGCACCGCCACCGCAGCCGCAGCAGGAACCAAGCAUCAAGCCCAGGCCGGUGUACGUUAAGACGGUCUGGAUCGACGACGAGGUCGACUACAUCACCGAGAGUGCUUUUACUCGCAGGGGUGAUGCUAUGACUACCGCGCCGUCUCCCUUUUCUACUUGCGGGAGCUCUACGAGUGCUACGAUGGCGUCGGACCCAGAUCGUGCAGGGGCGCAGGAAUCUGGAUCAACGUUCUCAGUCAUCAACGGCACCAAGCAGAGCAAACUGAACAACGAUGUCAGGGACUUUGUCAACAUUUUCGUGGCCAACUGCACGCAGUACAAUGAGGCCGCCAAGAAGUUCGUAGAAGACGAGGAGAGGGAGGAGUACGAUAUAAUUGCAUUUAAUGAGCACCACUUACACGCGCAGGGCCACAGCAUCUUCGCCAAGGACUUCCACGACAUCACCAUCGUCAAGUGGCAGCUCAAAGGACAGGAGAUAGCAGUCAUCACAGCAUACCUCACGGCAUCGAUUGGUUUUACGGGUGAGAAUAUUCGCAAGAUGAAGCACUUCUUGCAGCUUGCGCGCAGCCUGGGCAACACGCCCUGGAUUAUCUGCGGUGACUUCAACAACGCGCCCCAGGAGCUUGAGGCGACGCCAUGGCUAAGGCUACUUGGAGCAGCGAUUGUGGUGCCACAGCACGUUAGUCAUACGUGCGGCAGUGGGUCGGGCAGGAUGAUAGACUAUGCAUUGGCCCCUCCCGUCUUUCGCCCGCUCCUGAAAGCAGUGCGAGCACAGCACGACGUCCCAUGGUCAUCGCACAUAGGUAUUGUUAUAGAGAUCUUGGCCAAGCCGAACAUGAUCACCAUCCGUAAGCCCAUGCUCCCAGCUAAGAAGCCCAUCCCGACCGCGGAUGUGCGGCGAGAGAAGGGCAUUGAGAGGAAGCAAAGGGACAGACAGCAGCACCAAGAAAUGGCAAAGUACUUCGACACAGAACUCCUGGACGACGCGCUCCUGGACGCGUGCUACACCGAGACCGUGGCUAUGAAGUGCGACCCGACCAUCUGGGGCGAGUGGGUUCAAGAUUCGCUGGCAUACAAGCAGAACCCGAGGGUGAGCGACUUGCUCGGCAAAGCAUACGGCAACUGGGCCAAUGCAGCGGAGAGGGCGCUUGCUGCAGUCACGCAGAACCCGAUCAAGGCUACG